This is a messenger RNA of Arabidopsis arenosa, 1611 nucleotides long. The record is from the annotation of a GenBank genome assembly. NCBI's taxonomy places the organism in Eukaryota, Viridiplantae, Streptophyta, Magnoliopsida, Brassicales, Brassicaceae.
ACAACAACCAUCAUCGUCUCCACUCUCUUCACCACCACCAUGCUUUCUCUCACUGCAACAACUCUCAAAUCCUCACUCUUCACACAAUCCAAAACCCAUGGAUUCUCCAAUACCCGACCCGUUUACCCAAAACCCUUCACCACCAUAACCGCCGCCUUAAUCCCCGCUUCAAACCGUCAAGCUCCACCACAACAACUCUAUCAACCAUUCCGUCCACCACCAUCACCAAUCCCUCCUAAAUUCCGAUCACUCGACACCGCCGGAAAAAUCGAAGUCCUCGCUGAUCGUCUCGGUCUCUGGUUCGAAUACGCUCCACUCAUUUCCUCCUUAUACACUGAAGGCUUCACUCCUCCAUCAAUCGAAGAACUCACCGGACUUUCCGGUGUCGAACAGAAUCGUCUCAUCGUCGGCGCGCAAGUUCGGGACUCUUUAGUUCAAUCCGGUGCCAAACCGGAGCUGAUCGCUGCGUUUGACACCGGUGGAGCAGAGCUUCUCUACGAGAUUCGUCUUUUGAAUACAACUCAACGUAUAGCUGCUGCUGAAUACAUUGUUGAUCACGAUUUCGAUACGAAAGGAGCUCAAGAUCUUGCGAGAGCGAUUAAAGAUUAUCCGCAUCGUCGCGGUGAUGUUGGUUGGGAAGAUUUUGAUUAUAACUUACCUGGAGAUUGUUUGUCUUUUAUGCUAUAUAGGAAAAGUAGAGAACAUCGGAGUCCGUCGGAGAUUCGAACUACAUUGCUUGAACAAGCUCUUGAAACUGCGGUAACAGAGAAAGCGAAAAAGGCGGUAACGAGGGAGUUACAUGGAGAGAGUGAAGAAGAGAGAGCUAAAGAAGAGGAGAUAAAAAUCAUUCGUGUUCCUGUAGUGAGAUUGAGGUUUGGAGAAGUAGCGGGAGCGAGUUCGGUUGUUGUUUUACCGGUUUGUAAAGCAGAGGAAGGAGAAGAGAAGCUUCUUGAAGCUCCAAUGGAGUUUGAAACUGGAGGAGAGUUUGGUGUAGUGGAAGCUGAGAAAGAUUGGAGUAGAUGGGUUGUUUUACCGGGUUGGGAACCCGUUGUGGCGGUUAGGAAAGGAGGAGUGGCGGUUUCGUUUAGAGAUGAUAGGGAAGUAUUGCCGUGGAACGGGAAAGAAGAGGCGAUAAUGGUUGUGAUUGAUAGGGAGAAGAAGACGGUGGAAGCGGAUAAUGGAUAUUACUAUCUUGUUGUGGCUGAAGGUGGGAUGAAGUUGGAUAGAGGAUCGGUGUUGAAGGAGAAAGGAGUGAAUGAGAGUUUAGGGAUGGUUGUUUUGGUCGUUAGGCCGCCGAGAGAUGAUGAUGAUGAUUGGCAGAUAAAUGAUGAAGAUUGGGAUUAGAAUUCAAUUAGAGGAAUAGUUAGUAACUAUCCAUAAACAAAUACUUAUAUGCUUUUGGUUUUGGCAAAUAUGUAAUUUUUUGUUUGGUUGCUUCUUAUGUCAUAAUUGUUUUCUUUCAUUGUUGUGUUAGUGUCUAGGUUCAUCAAGAUUCUCACCAUAGUUUUUGAGUUGAACUACGUUUUGUGAAGUUAAGAACAAUUUAUAAGGAGUAGGUGAUGACAAUGCAGCUUCUAAAAGCCGAUUCUUUAAUCAAAUAUCAGAUAUCAA